Molecule: messenger RNA, 505 nt
Organism: Scutellospora calospora
Lineage: Eukaryota; Fungi; Glomeromycota; Glomeromycetes; Diversisporales; Gigasporaceae
Source: the annotation of a GenBank genome assembly
GUUCUAACAAAUCAACAAGAAAGUUCGGAAGAGAAUGGAUUAUUAUCAUGGGUUGAAGAUCAAUCUGAGCUUUCUCAAAAAAGGCUUUUAAAAAAGAGGGGGAAAAUCUGUUCGAACGCAUGUAAUAAAUGCAAAAGAGAUAAAAAAAAGUGUGAUGGAGACUUUGAAACAAAAAAAGCCUGCACAAAUUGUAUUGAUCGUAAAAGGGAAUGUAAGUUUUCAAACGUCCGUCGAAAACCAAGAACCAAUGUUCAAAAUGUUCAAAAUAUACAACAAUUAAUAAGUAGAAUGGAAAUUAUUGAAAAAGAAUUAAAGAAUUUGAUCGAAGAAAUUUCUUUAAUCAAACAAAUAAAAAAUAUAUUCUUUAAAAUAAUUAAUCCGUCGACAACAAACGAACAAGUAAUUGAAUUGAGGAAAAGACUUUUUGAAGAAUUAAGUAAAGAAUCAGAAAAUCAACAAUAUUUUGAAGAUAAUGACAAUAUUAGCACUGAAUCACCGACAUCAG